Cottoperca gobio is the source of this 1906-nucleotide messenger RNA. RefSeq names its product HSPA (heat shock 70kDa) binding protein, cytoplasmic cochaperone 1 (gene hspbp1). NCBI's taxonomy places the organism in Eukaryota, Metazoa, Chordata, Actinopteri, Perciformes, Bovichtidae. The record is from RefSeq and is a predicted model, not a curated record. Gene Ontology annotation, molecular function: protein binding; adenyl-nucleotide exchange factor activity. Bases 299 to 1303 code for a protein of 334 amino acids. The transcript is spliced from 8 exons. Gene Ontology annotation, cellular component: endoplasmic reticulum.
GUAUUUCUGUCCGUUUAACAAUAUUAUAAUUUUGAACGACUAAUUUUGCAAAGAGAAUGUAAAGACUGAAAUUACUUUGUGUAGAAUAAAAUCGUUUGGCAAAAAAAUAAAUGUUGCUUGCCAGUUCAGUUCAAGGUUUACGGUACAACAUGGCAGCCUCCUUACCACUCGUGUCAGCUAGAAUGUUCUAGCGCAUUCGUGUUUCUGUGUCUGAAGAGGAGUCAGCUGGUUUAAAAAAGACACCGCGUGUCCAUCCAACACGGUUUCAUAGAACUCUUGUAAAGUGGUGCACUUCAUCAUGGCAGAAGACAGACAGACCAGGAGAUAUCCUCAGAACCUGCAGGGGGUCCUGCAGCUGGCAGUGGGUGCUGCGUCACCCUCAGAGACACCUGUCCCUGCUGAGCCCAUGUCCGAGGAGAGACAAACAUGGCUGAGAGGUGCUCUAGCAGAAGUCUGCAAAGGGCAGAUGGAUGAAGUGGAACAGAUGAAGCAGUGCUUGGCUGUCUUACGCCACGAGGGAGUUAAGGAGAGUGAGAGAGGAGAGGAGGAGAGGGAUGAAGAGGAUGAAGAUGAGCGGGAAUCAAUCUUUGAGGUGCUGUCGGAGUUGUGUGAGAACCUGGACAAUGCUCGAGACCUAAUGACUCUUGGAGGACUGGAUUUGUGCGUCUCCCAGUAUCUGUGUCAUGCCCGAAGCGGACUGAGGUGGCGUGCUGCCCAUCUCAUCGCUUCCUGUGCGCAGAACAUGCCGCAGGUGCAGGUCCACUUGUUUAGCAUCGGGACGCUGCCAAAGGUGCUGCAGCUGACGGACUCAGACCCCCACCCCACCGUCAGAGUAAAAGCCCUUUACGCUGUGUCAUGUCUGGUUCGAGAGCAGGACGAAGGACUCCAGGCAUUCUUGUCCCACGAUGGCUUCUCCGUGCUGAUGCGAGGCAUGCAGUCGGACAACGAGAAGCUCAGGACCAAGUCGGCGUUCCUUCUGCUCAACCUGCUGAUGUCACAUCCCGAACAGAAAGACACAGUCGUCUCCAUGGGUAUGGUGCAGCAGCUGGUGUCUGUGCUCCGCACACCACACUCGUCUUGUCAUGAACAUGUGCUUGGUGCCCUUUGCUGUCUGGUGGAAGACUUUCCACAGGGUCUCAAAGACUGCAGGAAUCCUGCUCUGGGUCUGGAGGAGUUACUCCGACAGCGAUCCAGAGAGCUCAAAGGAAAAGAAGAGAGUCGGGAAGAACUGGACUUCUGUGAGCGUUUGAGGGUUCUUUGUUUCCGCGGGCAGCAGUCAGAAGACAAUGGGAUGGAUCGCUGAAGUCUAAUUUACCUCACCUGUUUUUGUUAUCGGUGUGCAAAGACAUUCAUGAUUGUGGAUGUUAAGCGAUGUUUUUGUUUUUGUCACAACAGAUGCUGUCCAUAUUUUGCAUGUCAUGCAGGAGCUGGAUUUUACUGUGUAAAUAACUCUAAUGUAUAAAAUUAUUUUUCAAGUCAGCUGUUAUUUCAGUCCAUGGUUUUCAGUUCUUCAUAUAAAUGUAAUACUUAACCAAAUACCAAUCUCCAUCACAGGUAAUAUUAAGUAGUUUCUAUUUGAUGUGUUAAUAUUUACAUCCCAAUGUGAACUUAGUUACACGUGUCUCUUUUUUAAUUGUUGUAGGUUUGUCUCAAGUCUCUCAGUUAAAGUAUUUUCAUUUCCUUGUAGUCUCUUUAAACAUGGCUCCGAAUUAUGGACAUCAUUGUUUGUUUGUUUGUUUGUUUUUACACCGUAUUUAUUUAUUAUUUACAAAACAAAUUGGUGUAUUUAUGUACACAUAAUGGCCGGCUCACAAUUUCCACCACAGGCACAACCUACACAUAAACAUGGAUGUCACACAACAUUAAAAUAUUUUGGCACAGAUAUUAAAUCAAAUAUUAUUCUAAA